Messenger RNA from Stegodyphus dumicola, 1096 nucleotides. RefSeq lists its product as uncharacterized. Lineage: Eukaryota; Metazoa; Arthropoda; Arachnida; Araneae; Eresidae. The record is from RefSeq and is a predicted model, not a curated record.
GCUUUCUUUUUCUGUUAACACAAUAUGUGAAGUUGAUGAAAAUAAUUCAUUCACGUCAUGUUCGUUUUUGUUCUUUUACUGCUUGUAGUUGAAACGUAUUAACUUAUUUUUAAUGAUCAGCAAACAAAUGCUUUUAGAUAAAUGUGAAAACAAUUAUAUCGAGAAAAUUAUUUCUGUACACUGAUAAAUGUACAGAAGUACAACAAAGUUUAUAAAUUAGAGGAUGAAUGUUGAUCAGUAUUUAAUAACUGAUACAUGAUCAGAAAAUUGCAUUUUGAAUUUUUAUUUUAGAUGCCAAGACAAGAACGAAGUUCGUAUGCAGGAGGAGGACAAUGAUGCGGAAACGUUUGCAUUCCAAGCUGAGAUAGGCUACUCAUUGAGCAUCAUCAUCAACACCUUCUAUUCCAAUAAAGAAAUCUUUCUUCGAGAACUGAUUUCAAACUCAUUGAAUGCACUUGACAAAACCAGGUGUGAAUGUCUCACAGAUCCUAGCCAACUGGACCUGUAAAGAGUUAAAAUCAUUCCGAACGAGGAGGAUAGAACCUUGGCCAUCAUUGACACCGGUAUUGGUGUAAGCAUUGCAGAUUUGGUAAACUUGGUGAUUUGGUAAACAACAGAUGUCUUAUUUUUUAAUUUUUUAUCAAGGAAAAUAUUUUCCUAUUAUAAAAUUGCAAGUAAUUGUAUUCUGAAAAGUGCAUUGAACUCUGCUUAAUUAUUGAUUUCCAUACACCAAAUGAUGCAAAUUUUUUUAUGAACAAAAAUGCUAAUUGUGAAAAUGGACAACCAUAAUGAUAACGAUAGUUUUCAAAAUAUAGAAUUUAUUCAUCAUUGGUUUUUAUUAACAUUGAACAUUUGUACAUAUAUUUAGCUACUAAUCCAUUUUUAAUCCUUUUAGGUGCAUUCUGAUCAAAAAUCAAAGAUUAUAAAUACCUGAGUAAAUUGGUUCAUGAAAUGCAUGAAUAAAAUAAAAUAAUAAUGCUUAAUUAAGCAUGAACAAAAGUAAGAAAUUAUCACCUGAUGGCAAUAAAUUGGUGAAGCUCAGCUCAGUUUUACUGUUGUUACAGUAAGCACCACAGAUGUUAACAAGUAUUUUACA